Messenger RNA from Hippocampus zosterae (dwarf seahorse), 936 nucleotides. RefSeq names its product reprimo, TP53 dependent G2 arrest mediator candidate a (gene rprma). The transcript has a single exon. Lineage: Eukaryota; Metazoa; Chordata; Actinopteri; Syngnathiformes; Syngnathidae. The coding region runs from base 264 to 572 and encodes 102 amino acids. The record is from RefSeq and is a predicted model, not a curated record.
ACAGAACGUCCCUCUCGCUCUCUCUCCCUCUCUGGUGAUCCAUUGUGCAUCCGAACUUCGAGGGAGACCACACGAGAUGCAAAGCCGGAGCAGAGUAUUCAAGUCCAGCAGAAGACCUCUGUGUCAACUUCUCCAAGUCCCUUCCUCCUCAUCGCUCGGGAUCAACCCUCAACACAUCCCAACCACUUUUAACUUGGAAAGUUGAACUGAUUUGAAGGAAAAGGAGGAGAAGAGAACGGACGGGGGUGGAAAAAAAAGUGGCCAUGAACGCCACCGGCUUCAACCACACGGAGGGCAGCUUGUUCAACAGGACAGAGGGCAUGCUGUGCUGCAACCUGUCGUCUGUGGUGACCGACGAAGGCUUGGCGGCCGCCUCCCCGGACGAGAGGAGCCUGUUCGUCAUGCGGGUGGUUCAGAUCGCCGUCAUGUGCGUGCUGUCCCUCACCGUGGUCUUCGGCAUCUUCUUCCUGGGCUGCAACCUGCUCAUCAAGUCCGAGGGCAUGAUCAACUUCUUGGUGACCGACAGGAGGCCGUCCAAAGAGGCCGAGGCCGUCAUUGUUGGAGCCUACUGAACCAAAAACCCUGGACCGGGACCGGGAGUUGGGGGGUCCGUGCACAAUGAGAUUAACCCAGGAAGAAAAACUGGACACUCCUGUGGGUCCUUUUUCUAAGAGGCCUGUUUGUUUAUACAAUAUUCACUGUUGUAAUGUCCCGAUAGAAACCGUCCUUGUUAUCUAUCAUUUGAUAUGUUGAUGGCAAAGGAGCAUCAUGUAAAUAUGUACUGUAUGUGGUUUUUUUGUUUGUUUUGUUUUUUACAUACAAUUAGCACAAGUAUGUGUGCGUGUGUGAAUGUACAAUGCAUCUGCUUAUUUGGAAUAAAUUCACUCUGCAAUUAAAAACUCACCUCCCGGUUGUAUAAGCUUUGUUUUUGUCCAU